UAAACAGUGGGGCAUAAACAGUGUCGCCGUCGGGCUCUAGUAUGUGCUACUUGUGGGCUGCUAACUGCACCAAAGUGCUGGAAGUCUGCGGCGUGCUAGCGUGACACAUCCGCCUCGGCGAAAUAUCCAGCUCUACUUUUUUGUCGGAGUGCAUCUGCAGCCUGGUGGAGUCGGGGUGUGUGGAAGCGGGAUGACGGACGACUGAGCAGCUCUUCGCUGGUUCUGGGCUUUGUGUCGGUGAUGGCCGAGCUGAUAAGACGGUGUAGUUGCUUCUUCCUCUAUGACGGAUCCAAGGUCACAGGAGAGGGCGACCGCACAAGAGAGGGAAUCUGCUACUUCUAUCCUGAGGAGACCCCUAUAGAUAAGCAGGAGCUGCUCUGUGGGCAGCUUGCCGGCGUGGGCCGUUGUGUCUCUGAGCUUUCCUCCUCUCCUGUACGCAUACUGAGGCUACGCCGCAACAAGUAUGCCAUCCGCAUGGAAAAUGACUUCUUUUGGGCUCUGGGCUGCUCAGUGGAAGUCCCCACCGUCAGUGUCUGCGAGCUCCUGGAUCAGCUAAUAAACCUUUUUUGUUUCUACAGUGGCUCCGUCCGACUGAGCUACCAGCUUAACAGUCAGGAGACUUUGGCUGCUCGGUGGGCGCAGUACCUCUCGCACCUGCAGUCAGGAUCCUCAGAGCUUCAUCGCACAUUCAGCUGUUUAAAGACCAUCGACUCAACCAAUGUUGAUCCACUUCUGCUGCUCAAAGCUGCCCUCAUUCUCCAGGCCUGUCAGCGCUGCCCUCUAGUGUUAGCAGGCUGUGUUCUGUUCAGAGGAAGAGUUGUAAGCACACAGAUGUCUCCAGAGCUCACAAUGAAGGUCAUGGUUCAUGAGAGUGAAACGUACACCAAGGCCCAGAGGCCCAAUGGACCGAGCACUUCCAGCUCCUUUGGUGCUGCUGUCAGCUCCACUACAGUGUACCUGACCACGUCUGAACUCCAGUACCUGCAAUCCGCUCCUGUCGACAAAGAUUUCAGUUCCCAUUCUAUCCCACACAAAGAUGCUCCCCCAAAAAAGACCCGGCUGUCAAGAACUUUAUCUGACACGGCCUCCACUGAGUCCGAUUCAUCUGGUCCAGGUCCCACCCAGUCUCCCAAGAAAGUGUCCGUCAGCCCUCGCUUGACAGAAUCAGAUAACUCCGCUCCAUCACAGCCCGCCGCUGCUCCACUCAACCCCCCACCCCAGUCCCCCCAGCCUCCUUUCUCGAAUGAAGCUGAGGAGGAAGUGCUGGAGGAAUCGUAUUAUCAGAGUUUUCACAGCAACGGAGGCGGAGACAGCCAGAUGCAUAACAAAGGAGACGACUUGGUGUUUGAAGAAAACUCCCACAUCAAUGGAGGCGGAAGAGAUGGAGACACAGCUUUUGGGACAGUGUUUGACUUCCGAGGGGUUGAGUCAGGCAAUGAAGAAUCCUGUGAAGAUAAGGUGGUGGUGGUGGGAGACGGUGGAGUUGGCUGCGGGAGUGCACAAGGUCACAAGGCCGAGGUGCGAGAUGCUCGUCCUUGCUCGGGUGCUUUUUACGACCCAGAGGAGAGUCCACUGACCCCCAUGACGCUGUACCUGCACCGGGUGAAAGGCUUGGUGCUGGCCCUGCUGGUGGAGCCUCACUUCUUGAGCGACACUGCUUCUAUGGAGGAAGUGUAUCACAGCAGCCUGGCGUCACUCAAUGGCCUGGAGGCCCAUCUGAGGACCAUCUCUCCAGGGGCCCGGGGCACCCCAGGACCCUACAUCUUUGCCCAUUUUGACUGCAUUCAGAGCACACUGACAACCAACCUGUCUGGUCGACCAGGGGGAGCCCCGGAGCAUCCUUUUGUCAGAGCCACAUCACUUCUUCACUCGCAUUUCUGUAACACUGAAACUCUGCAGGAGGCUAUUAUCAGGAGUGCCGGUGCUGCUGUGUACGGAACCCGCAGCGUGGCCCAGGAGACUUACUUCCAGCAGCACGGGGGAUCGUUGAGGAACUCCGGCAUCCCCAACCACCAGGACAGCGCGUUCUCGCUGCCCAGCAAGGCCCGACACAGACUGCUGAAACACGGGGUUAACCUGCUCUGACGUGCCAGCAAUGUGACCUCUGCUCUGGGUGUUUGGAAGUUAUUUAAUGCAGAACUGUCCCUGUGAAUAACUUUAAAAUCAACACAGAAGACGUGAGGAAGCUGCUGUGGUUACCUUGAUCCCACGACAGAUUGUCUGAUAUUUGCAUGUGAUGUGUCAUGAAACAUUAAGGCACUCAUAUUCAUAACGUAACUAUUUCUUUUAUAUUUGUAUCAUAAAUAUAAAAUUGCUAUGAAAAUUA
Messenger RNA from Xiphias gladius (swordfish), 2326 nucleotides. RefSeq names its product HPS4 biogenesis of lysosomal organelles complex 3 subunit 2 (gene hps4). The transcript has 12 exons. NCBI's taxonomy places the organism in Eukaryota, Metazoa, Chordata, Actinopteri, Istiophoriformes, Xiphiidae. The record is from RefSeq and is a predicted model, not a curated record. Gene Ontology annotation, biological process: vesicle-mediated transport. The coding region runs from base 241 to 2085 and encodes 614 amino acids.